ACCAUCAGAUUGCAAUCCGGCCCGAGGAUCAACACAAAACCGCAUUUCAUACCAGGUACGGUCUAUACGACUUUGUGGUGAUGCCUUUCGGCCUUUGCAAUGCUCUUGGCACCUUUCAACACGCUAUGAAUCGGAUAUUCGAUGACUACUUGGAUAAGUUUGUCAUCGUGUACCUCGAGGACAUACUUAUUUUUAGUAAGACUGUCGCGGAGCACGUUGCGCACUUGGACAAAGUUCUCAGUCUCCUGCGACAGCACAAGUUCAAGAUUAACGAUGAGAAGUGCGAGUUUGGCCGCACCCCUGUGUUGUACUUGGGUCAUGAGAUUUCUGCAGAAGGGUCGAAGCCCGAUGACCCGAAGGUGGCCAACAUUUGUGAUUGGCCGCGUCGUCAGUCUGUGACUGAGAUGAGAUCUUUCUUAGGAAUGACCGGCUACUAUAGCAACUUCGUGACGAACUACAGCAUAGUUGUCGCCCCUUUGACUGAUCUGACCCGCCUUGACACCCAAUGGGAAUGGAUUGAGAGAUGCGAGGCUGCUUUCAGACAUAUGAAGCAUGCGUUGACGCAUUACGAAGUCUUUGACGCUCUCAAGCGUUGGAUCGAAGUCAUUGAGCAGUAUGACUUUGAGCCUCAGUAUAUCAAGGGCGAGUACAACAAGGUUGUUGACGCCUUGUCGCGUAGACCAGAUUUCUUAGGUGCUCUAAUUGCUGAGUUCAAUCUUGCGGACAAUGUUACUCGGUCUUUGGUGGAAGCCUAUCCCGAGGACCCGUUUAUGGCCGCGAUCAUACGCAGACUCGAGGCGAAGGACAAAGGAACUUCUGCCGAGUUUGAGUUGGUCAACGGCCUGUUGUUCCUUGAGAAGGCAGGGAAUAAACGAUUGUGUGUGUCUAAUAGGGAGUCUUUGCGUAGUUUAUUUUUAGGUGAAUGUCAUGAUGCCACAGGACAUUUUGGGUUCAAGAAGACUGCGGCUAAUCUGCUGCAGCAGUUCUGGUGGCCACAUUGAUGAAAGAUGCUAAGUUGUACAUAGAGACUUGUCAGGUCCGUCUCAGAGACAAACCACGUACUCGGGCUCCUCUUGGGCUCCUGAAGCCCCUUCCGAUUUCGGAAGGGCCUGGUGAGAGCCUGUCCAUGGACUUCAUGGAUACACUGGUCACCAGCAAGAGUGGAAUGCGCUACAUCCACGUCAUUGUGGAUAGGUUUAUAAGUUUGCUAGAUUAGUUGCAAUGCCGGCAACAGCUAAAACGGAG
Molecule: messenger RNA, 1245 nt
Organism: Chara braunii
Lineage: Eukaryota; Viridiplantae; Streptophyta; Charophyceae; Charales; Characeae
Source: the annotation of a GenBank genome assembly